AUGCAAGACCACAUUGGCAUUCCUGCUUGCUUCUCCUCAGGUGAGAAGUUAAGUGAUGAUGCAUCAGCUGUGGCUAGGUCAGGCCACAGUGUCUACAUGUCAGUGUACAGAGCCAAGAUAGCUGAUCAGAGCCGUUUGAUCACGAUCACAUGGUGCAAAAACCUGCUCCUCCAUGGCCUAUCGGUGACCAUGGAGGGCCAGGAUGGAGAUCAAACCCAGCAGCACACCCAACACAGCUUCAAAGUUGAGCUCAAGCCAUGGUACUUCUGGAGGAAGCAAGGCUCCAAGCGCUUUGUGGUUGAUGGGAAAGCAGUGGAGAUCUUCUGGGACCUCAAGGCAGCAAAAUUCAACGGCGGGACGGAGCCCAAAUCAGAGUACUACGUUGCGGUUCUUUGUGAGAAGGAAGUUGUUUUGCUUCUUGGUGAUCUCAAAAAAGAUGCAUACAGAAAAACAGGUUUUAGACCUGCCCUCACCGAUCCGACUUUGGUUUCUAAAAAAGAGCACAUUUUUGGUAAGAAAAAGUUUUCCACAAAAGCAAAGUUUUAUGAGAAAGGCAGGCUGCACGAAAUUGCAAUUGAAUGCAAACACAGAGGCGGCGGCGGCGGUGGCGGUGGCGGUGGGAGCAUUGGGAGUGGAAGUACCCUAAAUGGGGUGGAGCCGGAGUUGGAGAUUAGGGUUGAUGGGCAUUUGGUGGUUCAUGUGAAGCAUCUUCAAUGGAAGUUUAGAGGUAAUGAGUCCAUUCGUAUCAACAAGUUGAGAAUUGAGGUUUAUUGGGAUGUCCAUGACUGGCUUUUUAGUCCUGGAUUAAGGCAUGCAUUGUUUAUUUUCAAGCCAAGUUUGCCUGCUUCAAGUACCUCUCUGCCACCGUUAUCGAGAACCUCGUCGUCCUCGCUGCCAUUUUCUUCAUCGGCAUCAACUCCAUUGUCAUCUCAGACUAGUUCUGCAUCAGUAGAAGGGAUUAAUGCAAGUUCUGCUUGUUCAUCCGAGUUUUGCUUGUUUCUUUAUGCCUGGAAGGUUGAAUGA
Messenger RNA from Pyrus x bretschneideri (Chinese white pear), 1023 nucleotides. RefSeq lists its product as uncharacterized. Lineage: Eukaryota; Viridiplantae; Streptophyta; Magnoliopsida; Rosales; Rosaceae. The transcript has a single exon. The record is from RefSeq and is a predicted model, not a curated record. The coding region runs from base 1 to 1023 and encodes 340 amino acids.